CCUAAACUUCGACAUUUUGUAGUAUUUUCUUCCGUUUCCUGCGGCAAAGGAAAUGCUGGACAAACUAAUUAUGGUAUGGCCAACUCCAUUAUGGAGAGAGUGUGCGAAAAGAGGGCGGAGGAAGGCUUACCAGGAUUGGCGAUUCAGUGGGGAGCUGUGGGUGACGUGGGUCUCGUCGCAGAUAUGCAAGAGGACAAUAAAGAAUUGAUUAUCGGUGGCACUAUGCAGCAAAAGAUAUCCUGCUGUCUCGACGAACUGGAUAAAUUUUUAGUUCAAAACCGACCGAUUGUGAGCAGCAUUGUUGUAGCUGAAAAAAAAUCGAAUUUUAGCGAACUGAGCAUAGUAGAUGUUGUUGCCAAUCUUUUAGGUAGUUACGCUCAUGUAAAAUAAUUUUUUGCACGUAUAAUCAUGAAUUCAAUUGUCUGGA
This is a messenger RNA of Wasmannia auropunctata (little fire ant), 427 nucleotides long. Its product is annotated as fatty acid synthase-like. Gene Ontology annotation, molecular function: fatty acid synthase activity. The transcript has a single exon. Gene Ontology annotation, biological process: fatty acid biosynthetic process. The record is from RefSeq and is a predicted model, not a curated record. The annotation marks the transcript as partial. Lineage: Eukaryota; Metazoa; Arthropoda; Insecta; Hymenoptera; Formicidae.